Molecule: messenger RNA, 2435 nt
Organism: Mus musculus (house mouse)
Lineage: Eukaryota; Metazoa; Chordata; Mammalia; Rodentia; Muridae
Gene: Tpst2
Product: protein-tyrosine sulfotransferase 2
Exons: 7
Coding region: 832-1962 (376 amino acids)
Cellular component (GO): Golgi membrane; trans-Golgi network; endoplasmic reticulum
Molecular function (GO): protein homodimerization activity; protein-tyrosine sulfotransferase activity
Source: RefSeq, marked validated
CUGCCUGGGCUGCUGCUCUGCUGUCUGGACAUCACCUGUGGGCAGGCUCCCUGUCUGUGCUCCAGUAUAAUACUCACAGUGGCCGUCAGAGCAGCUGCCAUCUUCAGAUGCACUCCCCAAAUGUGACCUGCUGGCUCAGAGUCCCAUCACUAGUACAAGCCAGUCACAGAAAACUGUCUGCCUGACUUGGGACACAAAGCACCACCAUUGUAAGACCUGAUGUCAUGUCCCCCAUGGCCAACCCACAGGAAGCACACACUGAAUGCAGGGUGUGUGACCUAAGUGGCAUUUCAAAGAGAGUGGGCUGGGAGGCAGCACUUGCUGAAAGUCAAACCCUGGGUCUCGCUGUGUCUUCUGAGUCAGCCAUAUGUGCUUGGGUUCACACAGGAUGUGUUGUGACAAGCACAGAAGAGCCUCAUGCUGACCACGUGGUAUAUGGCAGAAAUGUAAAAUUUUUUCUUUCCUUUUUUAGGCAGGGUUUUAUGUCAUCCAGGCUGGAGUUAGAAUUACUGUGCAGCACAGGCUGACCUCCAAUUUUUGAUUCUCAACCCUGGGAGUGCUGGUAUCUCAGGCUUGUACCACCACACCUCAUACUUGACCCUCUGGAUGGACUCAGGCAGAGGCUGCCUGCCAUGAUUCCGCACACUUUACUGUUGACUUCAGUAAGCCAUGGCUAAAUGACCCAGGACUGUCAGGGCAGGAAGCCGUGGUGACCAGGCUCGAGGACUGGUGCUUGAAAAUGAGGGCGCCCAGGGGAGAUGUAUACCAGGUGGGCCUGCUGACCCGUCCAUGAGGCGGGCCCCCUGGCUGGGCCUGCGACCCUGGCUGGGCAUGCGCCUGUCGGUGCGUAAGGUGCUGCUGGCCGCCGGCUGUGCUCUGGCCCUGGUGCUCGCUGUGCAGCUUGGGCAGCAAGUACUGGAGUGCCGGGCGGUGCUCGGGGGCACACGGAACCCACGGAGGAUGCGGCCGGAGCAGGAGGAACUGGUGAUGCUCGGCGCCGACCACGUGGAGUACCGCUAUGGCAAGGCCAUGCCACUCAUCUUUGUGGGCGGCGUGCCACGCAGUGGCACCACGCUCAUGCGCGCCAUGUUGGACGCACACCCAGAGGUGCGCUGUGGGGAGGAGACGCGCAUCAUCCCUCGUGUGCUGGCCAUGCGGCAGGCCUGGACCAAGUCUGGCCGUGAGAAGCUGCGGCUGGACGAGGCAGGUGUGACGGAUGAGGUGCUGGACGCGGCCAUGCAGGCCUUCAUUCUGGAGGUGAUCGCCAAGCACGGCGAACCAGCCCGCGUGCUGUGUAACAAGGACCCCUUCACACUCAAGUCAUCCGUCUACCUGGCACGCCUGUUCCCCAACUCCAAAUUCCUGCUAAUGGUGCGUGACGGCCGGGCGUCCGUGCACUCCAUGAUCACGCGCAAGGUCACCAUCGCGGGCUUUGACCUCAGCAGCUACCGAGACUGCCUCACCAAGUGGAACAAGGCCAUCGAGGUGAUGUACGCACAGUGCAUGGAGGUGGGCAGGGACAAGUGCCUGCCCGUGUACUAUGAGCAGUUGGUGCUGCACCCCCGGCGCUCACUCAAACGCAUCCUGGACUUCCUGGGCAUCGCCUGGAGUGACACAGUCCUGCACCACGAGGACCUCAUUGGCAAGCCUGGGGGCGUCUCCUUGUCCAAGAUCGAGCGGUCCACGGACCAGGUCAUCAAACCGGUGAACUUGGAAGCUCUCUCCAAGUGGACGGGCCACAUCCCUAGAGACGUGGUGAGGGAUAUGGCCCAGAUUGCCCCCAUGCUGGCCCGGCUUGGCUAUGACCCGUAUGCGAAUCCACCCAACUAUGGGAACCCCGACCCCAUUGUCAUCAACAACACACACCGGGUCUUGAAAGGAGACUAUAAAACGCCAGCCAAUCUGAAAGGAUAUUUUCAGGUGAACCAGAACAGCACCUCCCCACACCUAGGAAGUUCGUGAUUUCCAGUCCCUGCAGGGCUCAGACGCCUCAGUCCUCGACCUGCACACGGAAGCUGGACUAACCCAAGCACAUGGCUUGCUCUCAGUCACGCCGGGCGGGGCCUGCCGGGUUGGAGCAUUCAUACAUCUCGGCCAAAGCGGGCUUGGAACCUCCGCUCCAGGACAACACUAAGGAGGGAGAGACUACUUCCGCUUCAGAAACUUGGAGAUUUUCUAAUUUUUCUCUCCUUGGGAACUUUUUUUUUAAAGAAUUGAAUUUGCUAUCUUCCCUAACGGACAGACCCCUUGGUGACCUCAUCUCCUGGGACAAGACCGGAGACCCGUGCCUCUCCUUGACUGGACGUUGAACUCAAAGGAUCUAUUUAAGAGUUUAAUAUAUGGGCUCUCCUUGCUCUAGUCCUACUCAGUUUCACAGAGAAAAGAAAUUAAUUAUUUGAAUAAAGUAGACAGGCUGCUGUCUGUGCCUUACUUCA